AUGCAGCCACCUGGCCAACGUUCACCCGACGCAGCUCAGAUGCCGUCCCAACUGUACCUUUCAAAGUUUCUGAAAAAUAAUUUGGGUAUAAGUAAGCCUACUCGGGAAGAAAGAAUAAUGUCCCACGGAAAGCCGAGUCCAGUUGCUUGGGGUUGUUUGCAACAGCUGUUUGAUCAUCUCUGUGAGCUGGGUGCCGAGUUGGAUCUGCGCAACUCUAACGGUCAGACGGUCCUCCACGAGGCGGUGCGUGAACAGAACCUCGAUCGUGUGCUCUCUCUGCUGAUGCUGGGCGCCUGCGCUGUCGUCGCUGACAAUGCUGGCGCACAUCCCCUUCACUAUGCCGUUGAGGUAGGCCUCUCUUCUCCGUCAACGAAACUGACGAUACACCCCAACCCAAAUGUUUGCUUUUACUUUGAAAGUCUGGCCUUACAAACACCUUGCUAG
This is a messenger RNA of Dibothriocephalus latus, 444 nucleotides long. The record is from the annotation of a GenBank genome assembly. NCBI's taxonomy places the organism in Eukaryota, Metazoa, Platyhelminthes, Cestoda, Diphyllobothriidea, Diphyllobothriidae.